Cucumis melo (muskmelon) is the source of this 4102-nucleotide messenger RNA. RefSeq lists its product as uncharacterized. Gene Ontology annotation, molecular function: zinc ion binding; nucleic acid binding. The coding region runs from base 1645 to 2937 and encodes 430 amino acids. The transcript has 6 exons. The record is from RefSeq and is a predicted model, not a curated record. Lineage: Eukaryota; Viridiplantae; Streptophyta; Magnoliopsida; Cucurbitales; Cucurbitaceae.
AGAACUUCUAAGAGAGAGUUUGGAAGAAGAAGAGAAAUUUUACUAGAAUUUUUAGGUUGAAGAAGAGGAGGAGAACUCAAGCAAAGUGUAUCAAUGGCUGAAUUUUAGUUCAUUCUGCACAUCACUGGUUUUUAAUUCGGUUUGAACUCUUCAAAAGGAAUUAAGAGGGCAGUUUGUUUUCACUCCAAAUCAGGAGGUCUCUGGUUUUUCUUGUAUUUCAGAGUGUAUCGGUGGAGUUAGAAUCUCUAUUUGGUAUGGUUGGAAAGCUUAUUCAAUUUACUACUACUUUCAUGAAAUACAGGAGUCAUGCCACCACGUACUGGUAGACGACGUCGGCAGAAUCAGGACGGGAUGCAAGGUCCUACCCAAGGUCCAUCUGUAGGGGAAUCUAGUACCCUAGGAGUUCGAGGUGGUGCAGGAAACAAGCAGUUUGCGAGAACAACACAGGAAAUAGGAAGUCCAGAUAGAGCAGAGCCUAGUGAUCCAGAAAAGGCAUAUGGAAUUGAACGGCUGAAGAAGUUAGGGCUACAGUGUUUGAAGGUUCCACAGAUCCAGCUGAUACAGAGAACUGGUUGAAUAUGCUUGAAAAGUGUUUUGAUGUGAUGAAUUGUCCUGAGGAGCGAAAGGUUAGAUUGGCCACAUUUUUGUUGCAAAAAGAGGCUGAAGGAUGGUGGAAAUCUAUAUUAGCAAGACGCAGUGAUGCACGUGUUUUAGACUGGCAGACUUUUAGAGGCAUAUUCGAAGAUAAGUAUUAUCCCAGCACAUACUGCGAAGCCAAGAGGGAUGAAUUUCUGGGGUUGAAACAAGGAUCACUUUCAGUGGCUAAGUAUGAGAGGAAGUAUACCGAGCUUUCACGGUAUGCUGACGUUAUUGUAGCUUCUGAGAGUGACAGGUGUCGAAGGUUUGAAAGAGGGUUGCGUUUUGAAAUACGUACCCCAGUUACAGCCAUUCCUAAGUGGACGAAUUUCUCUCAGUUAGUGGAGACUGCCCUUCGUGUGGAGCAGAGUAUAACAGAAGAGAAAUCGGCAGUGGAGCUUAGUCGUGGGACUUCAACAGCUAGUGGAUUUAGAGGCCGUGAGCAGCGGAGGUUCACGCCUGGGAUAAAUAUUUCAAGCCGUAAAGAUUAUAAGAAUCGCUCUAGAGGCCAAGCAUCGAGGAACGUGAGUUAUGGUAGUGUUUUUCAGAGACAGAGCCAUAGAAUACCUAGUCAACCCAUUAGACCAACAGUAAGAUCGCAACAAGGUCAGGAGUCUAUUGCUAGUAUCGUCAGGCGAACACCAUGCACGAGUUGUGGCAGGAACCAUCGGGGUCAGUGUUUGGUAGGUGCCGGUGUAUGUUACCAGUGCGGACAGCCAGGACAUUUCAAGAAAGAUUGUCCGCAGUUGAACAUGAUAGUUCAGAGAGAUCAGGGAGUUGGGUCCGAGACAGUUGAGGAAUCGAGAGUUUCAGUGGUUCCAACAGAGGGCACCAGUGGUGCAAGGCAAAAGGGAGUUGUUGGAAGACCGAGGCAACAGGGAAAAGUCUAUGUUAUGAAUCAACAAGAAGCGGAGGACGCACCAAACGUUAUUACUGGUAGAGAUCGAGUUCCCGGUGCCUGAUAGACUGCCUUAGUCUGCGGAAGCUUCAUUAUCGAUUGCCAGAGUCAUGCCACCACGUACUGGUAGACGACGUCGGCAGAAUCAGGACGGGAUGCAAGGUCCUACCCAAGGUCCAUCUGUAGGGGAAUCUAGUACCCUAGGAGUUCGAGGUGGUGCAGGAAACAAGCAGUUUGCGAGAACAACACAGGAAAUAGGAAGUCCAGAUAGAGCAGAGCCUAGUGAUCCAGAAAAGGCAUAUGGAAUUGAACGGCUGAAGAAGUUAGGGGCUACAGUGUUUGAAGGUUCCACAGAUCCAGCUGAUGCAGAGAACUGGUUGAAUAUGCUUGAAAAGUGUUUUGAUGUGAUGAAUCGUCCUGAGGAGCGAAAGGUUAGAUUGGCCACAUUUUUGUUGCAAAAAGAGGCUGAAGGAUGGUGGAAAUCUAUAUUAGCAAGACGCAGUGAUGCACGUGUUUUAGACUGGCAGACUUUUAGAGGCAUAUUCGAAGAUAAGUAUUAUCCCAGCACAUACUGCGAAGCCAAGAGGGAUGAAUUUCUGGGGUUGAAACAAGGAUCACUUUCAGUGGCUAAGUAUGAGAGGAAGUAUACCGAGCUUUCACGGUAUGCUGACGUUAUUGUAGCUUCUGAGAGUGACAGGUGUCGAAGGUUUGAAAGAGGGUUGCGUUUUGAAAUACGUACCCCAGUUACAGCCAUUCCUAAGUGGACGAAUUUCUCUCAGUUAGUGGAGACUGCCCUUCGUGUGGAGCAGAGUAUAACAGAAGAGAAAUCGACAGUGGAGCUUAGUCGUGGGACUUCAACAGCUAGUGGAUUUAGAGGCCGUGAGCAGCGGAGGUUCACGCCUGGGAUAAAUAUUUCAAGCCGUCAAGAUUUUAAGAAUCGCUCUGGAGGCCAAGCAUCGAGGAACGUGAGUUAUGGUAGUGUUUUUCAGAGACAGAGCCAUAGAAUACCUAGUCAACCCAUUAGAUCAACAGUAAGAUCGCAACAAGGUCAGGAGUCUAUUGCUAGUAUCGUCAGGCGAACACCAUGCACGAGUUGUGGCAGGAACCAUCGGGGUCAGUGUUUGGUAGGUGCCGGUGUAUGUUACCAGUGCGGACAGCCAGGACAUUUCAAGAAAGAUUGUCCGCAGUUGAACAUGAUAGUUCAGAGAGAUCAGGGAGUUGGGUCCGAGACAGUUAAGGAAUCGAGAGUUUCAGUGGUUCCAACAGAGGGCACCAGUGGUGCAAGGCAAAAGGGAGUUGUUGGAAGACCGAGGCAACAGGGAAAAGUCUAUGUUAUGAAUCAACAAGAAGCGGAGGACGCACCAAACGUUAUUACUGGUAGAGAUCGAGUUCCCGGUGCCUGAUAGACUGCCUUAGUCUGCGGAAGCUUCAUUAUCGAUUGCCAGUACGUGUUUUGAGUUGGGCAUAGAGUCUGUUGUGUUGUGAUGUAUAUACACCCUUGUAUGUUAUAGAUACUCCACAGUUUGUAUUAGCUUUAGGAGCUGUAGUUGUGUAAGUUUUGUUGGUUAUAUUUUGAUUAAAGUGUCUUUAGGUUUACUUGUGAAAUCGGUAAAUUUUGAGAUACACUUCAUGUAUGUGUUUGACUAGCUGUGUUUGACUAGCCUAGGAUCUGCUGUGUUUUGUGGCAUGUACAAUAGUUUAUAUACUAGAUUGGCAAGUUUAUCACAUGAAAGUUUUAAGCAGAGUCGACAGAUACAGGUACAGAAAAGCGUUGUUUGUCGGCUUCACGCCAUCUUUCGGUCUAAGGUAGCAGGUAGUCCGGGAGGGGGUGUGACAUUAAAUAUACACCAUUCUUUACCAACACACGAGAAAACAACUUUUUUCUUUGCACAUACCCUAUGUGUAUAUAUUCACUAUUUCUAUCACGUCCCAAUCAAUACCAAUACAAGACAAAAGGUAUAAAGCCUCAUACUCUUGUCUCUUCCUUUGUGUUUCAACCAACGCCUUAAAAAUGGGCUCAUCUCCAACACUUGCACUAUCUUUGCUAAUUUUCUUUUUAUGUAACUUACGUGCAAUUCAAGGAUCGAUCUUCAUCCAACCAGUAACUACAGUUGUAAUCGUCAACCAAAUUGAAUAUGGCAUUCCUGUCACCGUUCACUGCAAAUCCAAGAACGAUGACCUAGGAGUCCAUGUCCUUCCGCUUGGACAAGGCUACUCGUUCAAGUUCAGACCCAACCUCGUGGGGACGACAUUGUUUUUCUGCAGCUUCACAUGGACUGGACAACACCAAAUCUACUGGUUCAAUAUCUUUGACGACAAAAGGGAUGCAGGGAAAUGCACCACAUGCAGAUGGAUCAUUCAUGAAUAUAGCAUGUGCUUGCAAGACCCGACAAACCCUGGCAAAGAUAUAUGCUAUAACUACGGAGAUAAGGAGCCAAGCAUUGUGUAAUGAAAUAUUUUGACAUUAUAUCUUUUUCAUGCAGUUGUUUCCAAGUGUUUAAAUUCCAUCUCAGUCCACUAUAAUGAAAUGAUAUAAAAAAAAAGACAAGUAUAUAAGUUCGCCCUUUC